Molecule: messenger RNA, 2112 nt
Organism: Nymphalis io (European peacock)
Lineage: Eukaryota; Metazoa; Arthropoda; Insecta; Lepidoptera; Nymphalidae
Product: glucose dehydrogenase [FAD, quinone]-like
Exons: 7
Coding region: 158-2038 (626 amino acids)
Molecular function (GO): flavin adenine dinucleotide binding; oxidoreductase activity, acting on CH-OH group of donors
Source: RefSeq, a predicted model, not a curated record
AAUAAGUCAGUGAAACAAAUAAACGUUUUUAGUGUUAUUCGAAUGAUGUGCAAAGUUUUUUUAUAAGAAAAAAAUGAAAUAAAUAUGGAACAUUAAAGUCCUGUGACACGUGAUAUUUUUAUCUUUUAAAAAGUGACGAAAAUUGAAAAGAAACACAAUGCGGCUAUUAAUAUACCUAUGUAUUGUUCUAAACGUAACAGGAGCGUCAUUAGAAAGAUAUAACGUUUUUGAUUUCUGGACAAACUUAUUCCGACCACUUCCACGCAAUGAAAAAGAAGGAUUUGUACCUGACUACACUCCUAAGGACGGUCAAGAAUAUGAUUUUAUUGUGGUAGGAGCCGGAUCAGCUGGAUCCGUUUUAGCAAAUCGUUUAUCAGAAGUGUCACAAUGGAAGGUGCUACUCCUAGAAGCCGGCGGCAAUGAAAAUUACUUUUCAGACAUUCCUAUAUUUGCUCCUUUUCUAUCUAUAACUCCUAUGAAUUGGGGCUACACUUCUGAACCAGAAGAAAAGGCCUGUCGAAAUCUCAGAGGAAAGGUUUGUUAUAUGCCUCGCGGUAAAGUUCUUGGUGGAAGCAGUGUUCUUAAUUUCUUAAUAUAUCAACGUGGUCACCCCGAAGAUUACAAUGAUUGGGUUCGAAUGGGUAAUGAAGGUUGGAGUUAUAACGAAAUUCUACCGUACUUUAAAAAGUCUGAAAAUGUAAAAAUAAAUGAUUUAAAAAAAUCAAUUUAUCAUGGAGUAGGAGGAUAUCUAGAUAUUGAUCAAUCACCGUACUCUACCCCUUUAAACGAAGCAUUCAAGGAGGCGGGUGAAGAGCUUGGCUACGAAUGGAAUGAUCCUAAUGGGGAAAAAGUAAUCGGUUUCUCAAAGCCUCAGGCUACUAUACGGAAUGGUAGACGAUGUAGCACAUCCAAAGCAUUUUUAGAACCAGUGCGGUUUAGGAGAAAUCUAAAAAUUUCAAAAUAUUCAACCGUAACAAAGAUUUUAAUUGAUACAAAUACUAAAGUAGCAAAUGGAGUGGAGUUUACAAAAAAUGGCAAGAGGAAAAGAAUAUUUGCACGUCGAGAAGUUAUUUUGGCAGCUGGAACUAUCGGUUCGGCCCAACUACUGAUGGUAUCUGGUAUAGGUCCAGAUGAACAUUUACGCGGACUCGGCAUUAAAACUCUAGCCAAUUUACCUGUCGGCUACAACCUACAAGAUCACAUCACAUUUUCUGGAAAUGCCUUCAUUGUCAAUACCACCAAUUUAUGUGUUAACGAUAUAUUAGCGGCAUCGCCAACAUCUGCAGCAUUGUAUAUGCUUGGUCAAGGACCGCUUACUAUUCCUGGUGGUGCAGCUGGUUUAGCCUUUACUCAAACGAAAUACGGACGAGAUCUUGGCGAAGGCCGACCUGAUAUGGAGCUUGUAAUGGGAGCUGGUUCACUUGCUGGGGAUUUACUCGGAAUAAUACGAUCUAUGCUUGGUGUGACGGAUCAGUGGUACAAAGAAGUGUACGGGUCACUGCCCCUCCAAGAUCGUCAGAAUUCUUUCGCGCUAAAUCCAAUAUUAAUUCGACCCCGCAGCGUUGGACGAGUAACUCUGCGAUCUGCAAACUUUACAGAUCAACCUAGAAUACAACCUAACUACUUUAACCACCCAGAUGACCUGCUAGCUUUAAAAGAAGGCGUACGACUUGCUCAAAGAAUAAUUAAUACGAAAGCAUUUCAACGCUAUGGCACAAGAUUGCACGAUACGCCUUUUCCUAACUGUAAAAACUUUGCCUUCAACUCUGAAGAAUAUUGGGAAUGUGCUAUAAUGCAGACUUCUAUAACGUUAGACCACCAGGUAGGUACUUGCAAAAUGGCACCAUCAGCUGAUCCAACAGGAGUAGUAUCACCGAGAUUACUUGUACAUGGUAUCAAAGGAUUAAGAAUAGCUGAUGCGUCAGUUAUCCCACGUAUACCAGCUUCACACACACAUGCCCCUGUUGUUAUGAUUGCAGAAAAAGCUGCGGAUCUUAUAAAAGAAGAUUGGAAUAUGCCAAUACAAACUUUACGGUGAAUUCCUCAUUCGGCAUCGUAAAAUUGACACGUAAAUCCAAAGAAAACCUUUAACAUAUUGCUUUAAUGCUUAUU